Messenger RNA from Acanthosepion pharaonis, 4929 nucleotides. Lineage: Eukaryota; Metazoa; Mollusca; Cephalopoda; Sepiida; Sepiidae. The record is from the annotation of a GenBank genome assembly.
AUGACACUAGAUCAGGCUACCAGAGACAAAAGCGAAUACCAAAAGAAAGUUGAGGUCUUGGUACCCUCCUCUCUUCUUCAGCUGCCAGAUCAAAAGUACCCCCCGCUCUUCUUCAGCUGCCAGAUCCACAAAGGUUUCUGUCUUAGUACCCUCCGCUCUUCUUCAGCGGAGAGAUCCUGGAGUUUCAGUCUUAGUACCCUCCGCUCUUCUUCAGCUGCCAGAUCACAAGGCUUCAGUCUUAGUACCCUCCGCUCUUCUUCAGCUGCCAGAUCACAAGGUUUCGGUCUUAGUACCCCCUGCUCUUCUUCAGCUGCCAGAUCACAAGGUUUCAAUCUUAGUACCCUCCGCUCUUCUUCAGCUGCCAGAUCACAAGGUUUCAGUCUUAGUACCCUCCGCUCUUCUUCAGCGGCCAGAUCACAAGGUUUCAGUCUUAGUAUCCCCCGCUCUUAUUCAGCUGCCAGAUCACAAGGUUUCGGUCUUAGUACCCUCCGCUCUUCUUCAGCUGCCAGAUCAAGGUUUCAGUCUUCUGCUGCCCCCGUUUCUCUUCUUCACUCUUCUUCCAGAUCAAGCUGCCAGAUCCAAGGUUUCGGUCUUAGUACCCUCCGCUCUUCUUCAGCUGCCAGAUCACAAGGUUUCAGUCUUAGUACCCCCCCCGCUCUUCUUCAGCUGCCAGAUCACAAGGUUUCAGUCUUAGUACCCCCACUCUUCUUCAGCUGCCAGAUCACAAGGUUUUGUCUUAGUACCCCCGCUCUUCUUCAGCUGCCAGAUCACAAGGUUUCAGUCUUAGUACCCCCUCUCUUCUUCAGCUGCCAGAUCCACAAGUACCCUCCGCUCUUCUUCAGCUGCCAGAUCAAAGGUUUCAGUCUUAGUACCCCCGCUCUUCUUCAGCUGCCAGAUCCACAAGGUUUCAGUCUUAGUACCCCCGCUCUUCUUCAGCUGCCAGAUCCACAAGGUUUCGGUCUUAGUACCCCCCGCUCUUCUUCAGCUGCCAGAUCACAAGGUUUCAGUCUUAGUACCCUCCGCUCUUCUUCAGCUGCCAGAUCACAAGGUUUCAGUCUUAGUACCCCCCGCUCUUCUUCAGCUGCCAGAUCACAAGGUUUCAGUCUUAGUAUCCCCCCGCUCUUCUUCAGCUGCCAGAUCCAAGGUUUCAGUCUUAGUACCCCCCCCCGCUCUUCUUCAGCUGCCAGAUCACAAGCUGCCAGAUCACAAGGUUUCAGUCUUAGUACCCCCCCUCUUCUUCAGCUGCAAGAUCCACAAGGUUUCAGUCUUAGUACCCCCGCUCUUCUUCAGCUGCCAGAUCACAAAGGUUUCGGUCUUGCCCCCCGCUCUUCUUCAGCUGCCAGAUCACAAGGUUUCAGUCUUAGUACCCCCGCUCUUCGCUGCCAGAUCACAAGGUUUUGGUCUUGGUACCCCCGCUCUUCUUCAGCUGCCAGAUCACAAGGUUUCAGUCUUAGUACCUCCACUCUUCUUCAGCUGCCAGAUCAGUUUCAGUACCCCCGCUCUUCUUCAGCUGCCAGAUCACAAGGUUUCAGUCUUAGUACCCCCCGCUCUUCUUCAGCUGCCAGAUCACAAGGUUUCGGUCUUAGUACCCCCCGCUCUUCUUCAGCUGCCAGAUCACAAGCUGCCAGAUCACAAGGUUUCAGUCUUAGUACCCCCGCUCUUCUUCAGCUGCCAGAUCACAAGGUUUCAGUCUUAGUACCCCCCGCUCUUCUUCAGCUGCCAGAUCACAAGGUUUCAGUCUUAGUACCCCCCGCUCUUCUUCAGCUGCCAGAUCACAAGGUUUCAGUCUUAGUACCCCCCGCUCUUCUUCAGCUGCCAGAUCACAAGGUUUCAGUCUUAGUACCCCCCGCUCUUCUUCAGCUGCCAGAUCCACAAGGUUUCAGUCUUAGUACCCCCCGCUCUUCUUCAGCUGCCAGAUCCUGGGGUUUCAGUCUUAGUACCCCCGCUCUUCUUCAGCUGCCAGAUCCACAAGGUUUCAGUCUUAGUACCCCCGCUCUUCUUCAGCUGCCAGAUCACAAGGUUUCAGUCUUAGUACCCCCCGCUCUUCUUCAGCUGCCAGAUCACAAGGGUUUCGGUCUUAGUACCCCCGCUCUUCUUCAGCUGCCAGAUCACAAGACUCUUCUUCAGCCCAAGGGUUUCAGUCUUAGUACCCCCUCUCUUCUUCGGCUGUUUCGGUCAGAUCCAAGGGUUUCAGUCUUAGUACCCCCCUCUUCUUCAGCUGCCAGAUCACAAGGUUUCAGUCUUAGUACCCCCCGCUCUUCUUCAGCUGCCAGAUCACAAGGUUUCAGUCUUAGUACCCCCCGCUCUUCUUCAGCUGCCAGAUCACAAGGUUUCAGUCUUGCUGCCAGAUCACAAGGUUUUCUUAGUAUCCCCCUCUUCUUCUUCUUCAGCUGCCAGAUCACAAGGUUUCACCCCCGCUCUUCUUCAGCUGCCAGAUCCACAAGGGUUUCAGUCUUAGUACCCUCCGCUCUUCUUCAGCUGCCAGAUCAAGGUUUCAGUCUUAGUACCCCCGCUCUUCUUCAGCUGCCAGAUCGAGGUUUCAGUCUUAGUACCCUCCGCUCUUCUUCAGCUGCCAGAUCACAAGGUUUCAGUCUUAGUACCCCCGCUCUUCUUCAGCUGCCAGAUCACAAGGUUUCAGUCUUAGUACCCCCCCGCUCUUCUUCAGCUGCCAGAUCACAAGGUUUCAGUCUUAGUACCCCCCGCUCUUCUUCAGCUGCCAGAUCACAAGGUUUCAAUCUUAGUACCCCCCGCUCUUCUUCAGCUGCCAGAUCACAAGGUUUCGGUCUUAGUACCCCCCGCUCUUCUUCAGCUGCCAGAUCACAAGGUUUCGGUCUUAGUACCCUCCGCUCUUCUUCAGCUGCCAGAUCACAAGGUUUCAGUCUUAGUACCCUCCGCUCUUCUUCAGCUGCCAGAUCACAAGGUUUCAAUCUUAGUAGCCCCCGCUCUUCUUCAGCUGCCAGAUCACAAGGUUUCAGUCUUAGUAUCCCCCGCUCUUCUUCAGCUGCCAGAUCACAAGGUUUCAAUCUUAUAUCCCCCGCUCUUCUUCAGCUGCCAGAUCCAGCUGCCAGAUCACAAGGUUUCGGUCUUAGUACCCCCGCUCUUCUUCAGCUGCCCUGCCAGAUCAGUACCCCCGCUCUUCUUCAGCUGCCAGAUCCACAAAGUUUCAGUCUUAGUAUCCCCCGCUCUUCUUCAGCUGCCAGAUCACAAGGUUUCAGUCUUAGUACCCUCCGCUCUUCUUCAGCUGCCAGAUCACAAGGUUUCAGUCUUAGUACCCUCCGCUCUUCUUCAGCUGCCAGAUCACAAGGUUUCAGUCUUAGUACCCUCCGCUCUUCUUCAGCUGCCAGAUCCAAGGUUUCGGUCUUAGUACCCUCCGCUCUUCUUCAGCUGCCAGAUCACAAGGUUUCAGUCUUAGUACCCCCCUUCUUCAGCUGCCAGAUCAAGUUUUCAAUCUUAGAACCCUCCGCUCUUCUUCAGCUGCCAGAUCACAAGGUUUCAGUCUUAGUACCCUCCGCUCUUCUUCAGCUGCCAGAUCAAAGGUUUCGUACCCUCCGCUCUUCUUCAGCUGCUGCCAGAUCACAAGGUUUCGGUCUUAGUACCCCCGCUCUUCUUCUUCUGCCAGAUGUUUCGUACCCCCGCUCUUCUUCAGCUGCCAAUCAAGGUUUCGGUCUUAGUACCCUCCGCUCUUCUUCAGCUGCCAGAUCACAAGGUUUCGGUCUUAGUACCCUCCGCUCUUCUUCUUCACAAGGUUUCAGUCUUACUACCCCCGCUCUUCUUCAGCUGCCAGAUCCACAAGCUGCCAGAUCACAAGGUUUCAGUCUUAGUACCCUCCGCUCUUCUUCAGCUGCCAGAUCACAAGGUUUCUGUCUUAGUACCCUCCGCUCUUCUUCAGCUGCCAGAUCACAAGGUUUCAAUCUUAGUACCCUCCGCUCUUCUUCAGCUGCCAGAUCAAAAGGUUUCAAUCUUAGUACCCUCCGCUCUUCUUCAGCUGCCAGAUCAAAAGUUUUCAAUCUUAGUACCCUCCGCUCUUCUUCAGCUGCCAGAUCAAAAGGUUUCGGUCUUAGUACCCUCCGCUCUUCUUCAGCUGCCAGAUCACUAGAUUUCAGCCUUAGUACCCUCCGCUCUUCUUCAGCUGCCAGAUCACUAGAUUUCAGCCUUAGUACCCUCCGCUCUUCUUCAGCUGCCAGAUCACAGUACCCCCGCUCUUCUUCAGCUGCCAGAUCACAAGGUUUCAGUCUUAGUACCCUCCGCUCUUCUUCAGCUGCCAGAUCACAAGGUUUCAGUCUUAGUACCCCCCGCUCUUCUUCAGCUGCCAGAUCACAAGGUAUCAGUCUUAGUACCCCCCGCACUUCUUCAGCUGCCAGAUCACAAGGCUUCGGUCUUAGUACCCCCCGAUCUUCUUCAGCUGCCAGAUCACAAGGUUUCAGUCUUAGUACCCUCCGCUCUUCUUCAGCUGCCAGAUCACAAGGUAUCAGUCUUAGUACCCUCCGCUCUUCUGCAGCUGCCAGAUCACAAGGUUUCGGUCUUAGUACCCUCCGCUCUUCUUCAGCUGCCAGAUCACAAGUAUCUCUUCCCAAAGUACCCCAAACAGUAUUUCUUUCCAAAGUACCCCAAACAGUAUCUCUUUCCAAAGUACCCCAAACAGUAUUUAUUUCCAAAGUACCCCAAACAGUAUUUCUUUCCAAAGUACCCCAAACAGUAUUUCUUCCCAAAGUACCCCAAACAGUAUUUCUUUCCAAAGUACCCCAAACAGUAUCUCUUUCCAAAAUACCCCAAACAGUAUUUCUUUCCAAAGUACCCCAAACAGUAUUUCUUUCCAAAGUACCCCAAACAGUAUCUCUUUCCAAAGUACCCCUUGCUGUGAAAGUUUUGUGCCUGUUAGGGAACUACCUACCUUUGUCAACAAGUUUUCUCUGUAAUAAGCAUCAAUAA